This is a messenger RNA of Gilbertella persicaria, 1133 nucleotides long. RefSeq lists its product as uncharacterized. NCBI's taxonomy places the organism in Eukaryota, Fungi, Mucoromycota, Mucoromycetes, Mucorales, Choanephoraceae. Bases 84 to 1097 code for a protein of 337 amino acids. The record is from RefSeq and is a predicted model, not a curated record. The transcript has 2 exons.
AUGAUAUUGCUAUAAAAUAUAGAUAUCAGUAUGUAUGCCAAGGUGAAGCGGUGUGGCCUGAACAGAAAUCACUUGAAGACCCUAUGAUCAAACGAAAAAUUGAUGAACUAUGCCUGCCACUUAAAAGAAAACUCGAUGCUAGAGUUAGUAUAAAAUCAUUAGCUGAUAACCCUGGCUCUUUUGUUCCUCUGUUGUUUCAUAUACUGGCUGUCUUUGAAAGGGAACAUCAAUCCCAUAAAGCGUUUGACGUUAGAAGACUUCCUUUACCAAGGCUGUUCAAUGUAUUCCCUUCACCAUCAUGUCAUUGGCGAUCAGUGACAAUUUCGGUCAAUGCAUUAGCAGUAUUUCUUCCUGGUGAACCACUCCCCAGAGGGUAUAAUGAUCAGCUGCUUAGAAUCAAAUCGAUUAAAUCUUUAUUACCCACUGGAACAAAUAAGAGACUCUUUGGUAACCUAAUCAGGUCAGACGGUUUUUCUGUUGAUUUUGUUUUUAACAAACGAACAAUCACAGAAAAACGUUUAACCAAGCAAAUCAAUCAAGUUGAUCUGAUCUUGGAUGAUUUUGAGCAGCAUAAAGUUGGCAGCCACUAUUUUCCAAUAGCCGUAGAUCCAGGAAGAAAAAGGGGUUUCACUGCAUUUGCUGGUUCAAAUGGUAAUAUUAACGACUUCAGGCAACGUUCCAUCAAGGAAUAUUACCACUUGACAGGCUCUACAAAAUUCUCAGCAGAGCAAGAGAAGAAAAAGAAAGCAUGCGGUAUCAAGACGAUUGAAACAAAUAUACCCACCAAUAAGACUGCCAAUGAAUCACUGUAUAUGGAGUAUGCCAUUUAUAUGCUCGAAAACAUUGGUCGUAUUUUCAGUUUUUACAAUCAAGAAACUGCAAAAGAAGCCUUUUUCUUAUACCAGGGUCGCCAACGAGCGCCGGAGCAAAUGGUGAAAAUGUUGUUAGAUGGUACCAAGAAAUACAACAAGAAGUCAAGAGGAAACAAACGAAAAAGAGCAAAGAACAAAGGGAAGCGGAAAAAGAAGGGGGAUAAGUCUGGAAAGAAAGAUAAAGGAAAGAGAAAAAUGGCACUGAAAACAACAGAAACAAGGUAAAAAGCUACUUGGGCAUGGCUACGAUAAUUUUUUUAC